AUGAAUGCUUUAACAACUGACCAAAAUGUUUCCAACGUAAAUGUCUCUCAUGGUGAAAACAUACUGAGAGUAUCACACCCAGAUCUCCCUAAAGAUCCUAGAACGCUAUUGCGCACAGAAACUCAGUAUGACACAGAGAACAAAUGUGGUGGACAGUAUUACUACUUUGACAUUUCAAGAUAUGUUCUUGAUCAAUUGAGCACCAGUAUUGAGUCACUCAGUGAUGGAUUUCGCUUGCAUCUCCAGAUCAAUAUUGAUGGUCUUCCUCUUUUUAAGAGUACACAGCACCAGUUUUGGCCUAUAUUAGGUAGAUUUGUCAACACCGAACACAAGAAACCUUUCAUUAUUGGUAUUUUCUCUGGUACAAGCAAACCAAAUAACUUGGAUGAGUUUUUAGGAGAAUUUCUUAAUGAAUACAGGGAAUUUAAUAUGAAUGGUUUGAACAUUGGUGAAAAGGUUGUUUAUAUUGACAUACACUCUGUUAUUUGUGAUGCUCCAGCUCGUGCUUUUGUAAAGUGUGUGAAAUCAUUUUCUGGAUAUCAUGGCUGUGAUAAAUGUACACAAGAAGGAGAAUGGAAAGGGAAAAUGACAUUUCCAGAAACAAAUGUCCCCCUCUGA
Molecule: messenger RNA, 618 nt
Organism: Saccostrea echinata
Lineage: Eukaryota; Metazoa; Mollusca; Bivalvia; Ostreida; Ostreidae
Exons: 2
Coding region: 1-618 (205 amino acids)
Source: RefSeq, a predicted model, not a curated record